This is a messenger RNA of Symbiodinium natans, 2568 nucleotides long. The record is from the annotation of a GenBank genome assembly. Lineage: Eukaryota; Dinophyceae; Suessiales; Symbiodiniaceae.
AUGAGCUUCUCAAACACGAGUUACUGGGUCCAACAUUUCCAACUGUACACGACUCUGGCUGCAAAGGUGCAGCAUCCUCCCGGGUGGAACACCAGCACCUGCCUGGCUGACGUCGCUGUAGAAUCAGCCAUACAAUACAUGACGGACCUUGUCCAGCUCGACCAUGACAGCUUCACAUCAGGCGCUCACAUCAACUGCUCGUCAAUUUUUAUGGCCACGAGGCUCUUUUGCAUCAGGGGCGAAGGUCCGGUGAGCACGCGCCUUUCCAUGGCAGUGCAGGCCAACGCGGACGCAGAGUUGUCGAUCGGAGUUGGAGCAAAGGAGGGUGCCGAUGAGCACUCCCGGAACCUUUCAAUGACUGUGGGUGGAAUUGGUGGCCGCAGCGCCUUUCACUUGUUUACGGUCCCAGAAGAUGAUAACCUUGAUGUGUGGCGUGUGAGUUUCAAUGUGCCUGAGGAGUUCCGCAACAACAACAUAUAUCAUGCCUAUAUCAUGCAUGAGUCCUCCCCGUGCAUUUCCGAAGUGCUUCGGAAUGGUGGCUGUUUCAACGCGCAGAGAGUCUGGUCUUGCACUCGAUCGGUUCCCGUGUCGUUCAGGCGACCAACCGCUUUUGGUAAUUUGAAGAUUGCUAUGAGCCUGAGCUUCUCCCAGUCCGCAAGGAUGACGAUCAGCCGAGGCUCCUUUCCAUCACUUCGAUCCGGCCAGUGGGUCCUCUUCGUGCUCUGCAACCUGAAAAAGCCGCAUGAAAUUUGCCCGGAGGGUCGGAUUGACGUGAAGCUUUCUCCAGGAUACAAUCAACGUGCCAAACUCUGGGUAGGUGCAGCCAUCAUGGUUUUUGGGCCAGCCUUGGUCUUAUUCGCAGUCAAUGCGAUGUACUUUCUGGCAUACAAGCUUUUGUACACAAUCUUCACUGAAAACGGUCAGACUCAACGUCGGCUGUGGCCAAUCUUCAUGUCGCUACCUGGCCGCAAGCACGUGGCGAUGCUCCGUGAGAAGGUGAACCUGAUAUUUCGGCCGAUACCCUUUUUUCCGGGACUCUUAGCGCUAAUGAUUGGGGUGUUCUUGGCGACCGCUGCCCAGUUUGUCAUAACGCAUUAUGGCUUGAUGGUGCGGACUGGUAGUCGAGACAUUUGCUUCUACAAUGAGAAGUGCUUCUCUCCGGGUGUUGUGUGGGAUCUCCCAUGGAACAACUUCUUGUCCAACCUUGCCUAUUUCGUGGCUGGGGCUCAUACUGCGAUGCAGACCUUCUGGGCGGAGGUCCGCUGUCGCAACUUCUUGCGCCGGACCAUGUCAGAGAUGUUCAAGCACGUGAAUCCUAACCCUGAGGGGGGCUUGACCAAGCAGCAAUGGAUAGCGGCCUUCGAUCACGUCGAUCUGAAUGGAAGCGGAACCGUCUCGAGACAGGAGUGGUACACGCGCCACAAUCAUGCCCUAGCUUUUGAUUUCAUCGACACAGACCAGGAUGGCCGGCUCUCUCGCGAGGAAUGGUCCGAUGCUUUUGACCGGAUGGAUACCGAUCGAUCGGGCAUCUUGACCGAGGCCGAUUUUCAAAAAGCAUCCUGCGGGAUUGACCUUCGUGCCUUCUAUGCAGUGGCCAUUACUUUCAUUGCCGAGGGAAUUGGGAGCAUGUGCUACCAUCUCUGCCCGUCUGUUGAAACCUUUCAGUUCGACACAUGCUUCAUGAUCCCGAUCGCAAACCUUCUGACGAUUGCACUGGCUGAUUGGAGCGGGACAGAUUUCCUUGACACGAUCUCCGCCUUGAGGUACUUUGUCUACAUCCUGACACCUGUUUGGAUCAUCAACUUUGUUGGCACUUGGUACGACAUAGAUGUCUUUGAUUGCGAGUGGCUCUACUGGGUAUACACGAUUCUGGUGGUGGCAUGGACACUGGCUGCCGUGACUGGACUGAAGCGUGUCUUCGCCACACCGAAGAUCGGAAAGCGCGGCCUUUGGCUGAUGCGAGCUCUGCAGGCCCUCGUCGUUCUCGUGGUGCUGCUGGCAUUCUCAGUACCGAGCGUACGCAAAGGCCUUGGAGGCACAGCGAACACCUUCCUGUUGCUCUCCAUCGUUGUGAUGAUUGUUGUUGUUUGCCGGCAGAUCUACAUGCAGGACCUGCGGUACAUCACUUGGGAGGUGUCAGCGGUUGGCGGCCGCAUCAUCAAGUACAGCUACAUGGCAGUUAUGGUUUUCGUUGCCACUUUGUCCAUUCACUGCUUCAACGAGAAGGUCGCCAUCGUGACCCCAGAUGCGACACCAGCGGAGAGCCAUGAUAUCAACCAAGAUUGUUUUUACAACAUUUUUGACUUGCAUGAUUAUUGGCAUUUCCUGUCUGCCAUUGCCUUGGCUCUUUUUGCCAUGCUGCUCUUGGACAUUCGCGUGAACUCGUGGGCGCGGAAGUCUGGAAUCCAGAUUCUCUUUGAGCAGCCUGUCGACUACUCGUCGGGCACGGAUUCGGACAAGGGUUCGGACCAGGCUUCGGACCAGGAUUCUUCUGAGGAGAACGAACGCUGCCUGAGCGAAGGCGAUCUUGAGGGCGCUCGGAUCGACGACAGAAUGUGUAGACUCUAG